Messenger RNA from Ceratosolen solmsi marchali, 5142 nucleotides. RefSeq names its product SH3 and multiple ankyrin repeat domains prosap (gene Prosap). Lineage: Eukaryota; Metazoa; Arthropoda; Insecta; Hymenoptera; Agaonidae. Bases 139 to 4908 code for a protein of 1589 amino acids. The transcript has 20 exons. Gene Ontology annotation, molecular function: ionotropic glutamate receptor binding; synaptic receptor adaptor activity. The record is from RefSeq and is a predicted model, not a curated record. Gene Ontology annotation, cellular component: dendritic spine; postsynaptic membrane; postsynaptic density.
AGAAUCGGAAAAUUUAUACGAGAAAGUAGUGGAUGACGAGCAGACUGAAUCAUAAUAUUUAACAUGGAAGAGGUCGGUACAAUGCGAUCUGACAUGUGAUAUUACUUUGUGAAAGAAACUUGGUGGGUGUGUCACAUAAUGGAGGCAAGACCUGAACAAAAAGCGAUGCCAACUGCGAGUGAUCGUCAGUUAUAUAUGGAGGACCUGCCGUCAGAGAUGAGUCCCGUGGAUGACAGCAUAAUUCUUGCCCGUGUACAUGUACCGGAGCUUUGUAUCAGCAAAUGUUUACAGUUUCCCAAAGAUCAGCUGGUUUGGGAUGUCAAACAGCAGUGUCUAGCAUCUUUACCAAAGGUGGCUACUUGGUACAGGGAAUUGAAAGAAAGCUUCAAUUAUGGCCUUUUCUAUCCGCCAGUGAAUGGAAAGGCUGGAAAAUUCUUAGAUGAAGAGCGCCGACUCGGGGAUUAUCCUUUUAAUGGAAGUGUCGGUUACCUAGAGCUCAAAUACAAAAGAAGAGUUUACAAAAUGUUGCACGUUGACGAGAAACAGUUAAAAGCCAUGCAUACCAGAACAAAUAUUCGACGCCUACUAGACUACGUGACCAACAGUCAAGUUGAAAAAAUUUCUAAGAUGUGUGGUAAGGGCCUAGACCCGAAUUUUCACUGUCAAGACACUGGUGAAACGCCAUUAACUCUAGCGACGACUCUAAAAAAGUCAUCUAAGGUAGUAAUUGCACUGGUAAACGGAGGUGCCCUUCUCGACUAUAGAACAAAGGAAGGGCUCACGGCACUUCAUCGCGCAGUCGAGCGCAAUAAUCUUGAGGCUGUUAAGACCCUACUGGAGCUCGGUGCUAGUCCGAACUAUAAAGAUACAAAGGGCCUUACGCCCCUUUAUUACAGUGUUAUAUACAAGACCGAUCCGAUGUUAUGCGAAACACUGCUACAUGAUCAUGCAACCAUUGGGGCCCAAGAUUUACAAGGCUGGCAGGAGGUUCACCAGGCUUGUCGAAACAACCUGGUCCAGCACUUAGAUCACUUACUCUUUUACGGAGCAGAUAUGAAUGCGCGCAAUGCAUCUGGCAACACGCCUCUUCAUGUUUGUGCGGUUAACAAUAUCGACUCUUCAUGCAUCAGACAACUCUUGUUUCGCGGAGCUCAAAAGGAUGCUCUUAAUUACGCGAAUCAAACGCCUUAUCAAGUUGCGGUGAUAGCAGGAAACAUGGAGCUUGCCGAUGUCAUAAAGAACUAUCAGCCUGAUGAAGUUGUGCCGUUCAAGGGCCCUCCACGCUACAAUCCAAAAAGGCGCUCGGUGGCCUUCGGCAGCCUUUCGACGAACAUUUCCGCGAGCAACCUCGGCACCUUCACCAGGCUACAGGCAAUGACUUCUGAGUAUCAUCAAUUCCUUACAUCCCCAUCACCGAUUGACAUGUCAAUGUCACUUUUGUCGAAUCCGAGCUCGGCAAAUAAUUCUUUCCCUUGUGCCGAACAUUGUGGAACUAACAACAAUCCCAGUCGGGUAGUUUCAUCAGCCGAUGCAUACCUUGCCUCCGGCAGUUUGGGUCGGUCUAAUUCGACAACAAUAAUGUCUACGACUGAGCACCAGCAUCAGCACAAUCAUGAUAUAAUGCCAAGGACUAACUCGCACCAUAGGUGUCUCAACAGAAUAUUGUCUAUUGAAGAGCAGCAUCAACAGGGUAGUGCUGCUGUUAUUGCAUCGAGUAUAACCACGAGUAUCAUCCAUAGAAUUCCGUCCGAACAGCACAAACAGCAGAGAUUGAACUUGGAUUAUCAAAGUCCUACGCAGCUCAGGGAUCACGCUGCGAGAUUACCGAGUGGCGAACACUAUCAGAACGUGCGGGUAGGCGGCCUAAUGAGGCUACAGGAGCAUCGGAUCGAGCUCCAGCACCGACUUGACAUACAAGCCGGGGGCGGCGUCCUCGGUCUGAGGCCGAUGGAUAUGCCGCCCUCACCAUCGCCGAGCAGUCGGAGCCUAGCACCUUUUAGUUCCGCGAGCUCCAGUCUUUCUGAGGGCAGCAAUCAACCUUCCAUCGAGGACUCAGCUAGCAUUGUUACAGACAAAAGCCUCGGUGACACGGCCUCAGACAUCAUCAGCGACAGCUCAGGCGUCGGAACUUCUCAGUCUGAUACCACUAAUAAUUCGCUAUUAAUACCUGGCACAACUGUCGUUUGCAUUGAGGGAUACACUAGCAGCAUACCUGGACACUUAAAUAUCAAUCAAGGCGAUAUACUUGAAGUGACUGGCGCAACAGACUGCGGUCUGCUUGAGGGUGUACUACGUGGACAAGGUACUGGACUCUUUCCAGCUCACUGUGUACAGGAAGUCAGGUUGCGACAUACAACGAUUCCGCUCGGUUCACAGGCAAUUGCAAGGGAGGCAGCGGUGGCGGUGAUCAACAGAAGUCGGGUGUUGGGUCGUCGGGAGUCGCAGGACAAGUAUUUUGCCACUGCCCCUAGAUUAAAAAAAUCAAUAACUUCAGAACCACGCACAGUUAUUCUCCAUCGCUCGCGAAAAGGUUUUGGGUUUGUUUUACGUGGUGCCAAGUCUACAACGAACAUCGCAGAAUUGACGUUGACCACCAGGUAUCCAGCUCUUCAAUAUCUAGAUGAUGUUGACAAAGGUGGUGUAGCUGAUCUUGCAGGUUUACGUAAAGGAGAUUUUCUUAUUCAAAUAAAUGGAGAAGAUGUAACGAUGGCUCUGCACGAGCACGUAGUCGACUUGAUCAGGAAAUCAGGCGAGCUCGUACGUAUGGCAGUGGUAUCGCCAGUGCUAAACCUUCCGAAUUUGCAAUCGACAGCUGCCUUCCAGACUAGUCAGUUGUUUCAGAGGCAAUACGCAACAUUGCCUCGUAAGACACAUAAUAACAUAGCCAUAGGCGGAACACUAGGCAGGUCACCUGCUCCCAUGCCGCCACGCAGAGAUCCAAAAACUACUCUUAGCGUAGGUCGAGCAAGGGCUCGUUCAAUGGUUGCGGGUCUAGAAGAUAACAGUGAAAAGAAUGAGUGCAAUGAUGUAGCCCGAGAAUCUAUGAAAACUAACAGCUCCGAGUCUCUUCAUUUAACUCUACAAAAUACAAUAUGCCUCAACAUUGAGCAAAAUAUUCAAAACCAACCAAGGACGGCAAGUAUUCGCUCAAGGCCAACAUCUAGCCGUAUCACCGCUGUUGAGCUGGAGGAACUCUUCCAGCGCCAGCAAAGCGCCAACGAUGGUAGCAUAACUAUUGUUACUCCCGCUCAUUAUGGUUCUUCGGUACAGAUGAGCACGAUCUCAAACCUUCAGAAUGGCAUAAUUAGCACAAAAUUACACUCAACAUCGAAGGCUAAAUCUGGCCGAGUCUACGCCAGUGUCGCUGAGAUGAAACGAAAGGGAAAAUCAUCGCGGGUACGUUUUUUUGGAGGUUUGGGUAAUGGUUCGGAUUUGCAUCGUGAUUUCCAUAGCACACCCGACUUAAACAUUCAAGCACAAAACACAUCAAAUUUAGUGUUAAAAGGUCACCGUAGUCAAGAAGACGUGAACGUAAUUCUGGGGAGAAAUUCUGGUCUCCCGCCACCCAAUCAUCCACCACCACCACCACCUAUCAGCCAAAUGAUCAAAGUUAAUGUCGGUGAAUCCGUAUCCGAUAUCAGUACCUCAGUUUCUGUGUACGACAACAUAACCCACAUCCAACACGUCAAAGAGCUUGUUGCGGCAACAGCAGAGAACAAAUAUGGAGUGAUGUCAAGCUUCCGGCCAUGUAACAGUGCAAAACUUUAUGCCUCUCCCGAAGAUAGAAAGACCGUCGGUUAUCGUUCACUGAGUCUGCCAAGCCAUUCCACUCGUUCUCAGCUACGCAAGUCUCACAGUUUACGCACGCCUAAUGGGACCAGGGGCGCUUCUUUCAAGUUUGAUGGGACUCAAAUCGCUAACGGUAGUUCCGGUGGCCUAAUAAACGGUCAGGCAAAGGGAAUCACAUCUAUAGGAGUUAACACCGCUAAUCAGUAUGCCCAACCAUUAAAAAACGGCAGAAGUCACAGUAUCGUGGGUACCAUUCGCGAAAGAAAAAAAAAAGCGAACAUCAUUACUAGUUCGUGUGCUUCCAAUUUAUCAGAGGUAUCUGGAGAUUGCAACAAUAGUGGUUUAUCAGUACCCUUAAUACCAGAGCCAGAUUAUAGCUUAAGUGAGUCAGAAAACGAUGAACAUUUGACAGACGAAGGCGAAGAAAUAGAGAUCACCAAUGAGUUAGAGAAGGCAGCUGUACGUGACAAACUUGAAUCAACGCGUGAGACAUCCGGAAAUUCAAAUGUCUCAGCUGGCAGUGGCACUAGCAGCAAUUCAACCGGCUCUAGUUCUCUUCCACAUUCCUUUAAUGUCGAAGAGAUCCAGAAUGUUAGGAAACAUUUAAAGACUCAACAAUCUCUAGCAGAAGAUGGAGAUAACAGUUCUAGUGGUGUAAGCUCUGAUCAGGAUAUCCCUGUUGGUCCUCCUACAGGUUUCGAUGAUAUACAAGUUCAUAAAGAAGGCAAUCCAUUUACAGAUUCUGACAAGGAUAACUGUAAUACCAUGGUUGACAUUGGUGGGUGUUUGCAGAAGAGGUCAAGUUAUGGAAGUAGUGGCAUGUUGAUGAGGCACGCAGUAAGUCUGGCUCAGUUACCACCACCAAUUGAAGCAGAUGCAGAGGAACAGAGUAGUGACAUAUUUGUUCCGCCACCGCCUGAAUUCAAUGUCGAUGGUACUCUUACGUCAAAUACCAUUAUUGAACCUGAUGAACUCGUUUUCGCACCACCACCGCAAUUUUGUGAUGGAGGUCGAAUACAACAGCAACAGCAAAGAGUCAAAAUUAUAGGAGCAAUACCGAAGGCAGCAAGAAAUAACAACCAAAUAAAGCUGCCAAGUGGACAUUUGCAAACCCAGUAAAAUAAACUAAAUUAUACGAUGUUUUAACAAAAACUCAACUCUUCAUGAUUGACAACUAAUAAGACAAAUCACAUAAAAUCAGAUAUUUGGUUGGACACUGGAAUAUUGUAUGAAAUUUAGACAAAUGAGUAAACAACGAUGUCGUUGUAGCAUCAUAAGUGUUAUUAUAUUUUAUAUAAGUACUGGUACCAUGUGAGAAAUGGUUUAACAAAAAUUACUGUGAUUUUUACUGGA